AUGGAUUAUGAUGAAGAUGAAUUAAAUUAUCGUUCUGAAGAAGGAGAAGAAGAAGAAUUCCAUGAAGAUAAUUUAACCAAUGAAGAAUAUGAAUUAUUACAUCAAUUAUUACCAAAAUUAAAAUUACAAUUAAAGGAUUAUAAUGAUGAAAUUGAUGAUUAUAAUUUAAAAGAAUCUUUAUAUUAUAAUUAUUUUGAAUUAAAACCAACAAUUGAAGAAUUGAAAUCUAAAUAUAAAAAGAGUAUAGCCACCUCCACCCCACCAAUGUCAAAGCUAGCACAAUUAGCUAAAGCCAGAGCACAAAAGAGACAACAACAACAGCAAGAGGACCAAACACUGCCACCCGUAUCAGAUGACUCACAAUCAAAUCCAACUCCAUCAAAACCAAAUACAAAAUUAUCAUCAAUAGCAAAGAAUCGUGCUAAUCGUUCAAAUGAAUCUCCAUCACCUAUACCGAAAUCAAUUGCUAUAUUAGAUAGAUUAUCAUCCAGCUCAAACUCGCCUUCACCAACCCCAACACCGUCAACAAGACAUAUACGCAUACUAAAGAAGAAACCAAUAAAACCAACGACCCCGUCUCAUGAGACAUCGACAGCAUCACAAUUUCCAGAAGUGGAAAUGAAAGAUGUUGAAGAAGAACCAAUCAUACCAGAAAUAAUAUUUGAUAUAACACUUGAUAAUUCAAUACUAUCCCAGAAACCUUCGAAUUCAAUUUCUUUAUUUUGGUUCAAUGAGGGAGGAGAACAGCAACAGAUUAAAAGAAGGAAAUUACAAGAUGAUGAUAUAUUCAAACAAAUUACUAACAUAAAUCUAGAAAAAAUCACUCAAGUGAAAGAAAAUUUUACUAAACCUUCACCGGAUGAUGAAAUCUUACAAGCUCAAAAACAAGCUUUUGAAGUUGACUUAUCAAAUUUGACCAUCUCCAACAAGGAACAACAACAGUCAUCAGAUCGAAAGAAAUCUAUAGUCAAAGAAACAAAACCAUUCAAAAAGAUCGACUUAGAAAAAGAACUUCGUACCAACCCUAACUACACCAAACCCCAUAAAUCAUUCGUUGUCAUUGGCCAUGUCGAUGCGGGAAAAUCCACCCUUAUGGGUCGAUUACUCUUUGAUUAUGGAAUCGUCGAUGCCAAAACAGUGAACAAAUUAGUCCGAGAAUCGGAAAAGGCCGGAAAGGGUUCUUUUGCCCUUGCCUGGAUAAUGGAUCAAACUGAAGAAGAAAGAUCUCAUGGUGUGACAGUUGACAUAUGUGCCACAGAUUUUGAAACCCCUCUGACUAAAUUCACCGCAAUUGAUGCACCUGGACAUAAAGAUUUCGUGCCACAAAUGAUUGGUGGUGUUUCUCAGGCGGAUUUUGCUCUAUUGGUUGUAGAUACAAUCACGGGGGAAUUUGAAUCUGGGUUUGCAAUGGAUGGACAAACUAAAGAACAUACAAUCUUGGCCAAGAAUUUAGGAAUUGAGAAAAUUUGUGUGGUUUUAAAUAAAAUGGAUAAAGAAAAUUGGAAUCAAACUAGAUUUGAUAUUAUUAAGAACCAAUUGACGGAAUUUUUGACGGGACCAGAAGUGGAAUUUAAUGAAGACCAAAUUGAUUUUAUUCCAAUUUCGGCAUUGUCGGGGAAUAAUGUGGUUAAACGAGAUGAAUCAAUUGAUGCAUUGAAUUGGUAUACUGGUCCAACAUUGGGUUCAUAUUUAGAAAAUGUUGAAUUGGCUAAUAAAUCAGAAAAUUUAUAUACGGAACCAUUUUUCCUUUCAGUUCAUGAUGUAUAUAAAUCAACUGGCGAAUUAAAAGUUAGUGGAAAGAUCAGUAGUGGAUAUAUUAUGGCUGGUGAAACCAUAAUUUCGUUGCCUAGUGAAGAAUCCUUACAAGUGAAUACAAUUAAAGAAGCUAAAAAACCAGUUGAUUUUUCUAUUAGUGGUCAAUUGAUACAAAUGGCAUUUAAAGCUAGUCAGCUUUCAAAUGAAGCAGUUGAACAAAUUAGAAUUGGAGAUUUGAUUACAAAAUUAGGUUCCCCAGCUAGAACGGUUAAGAAAUUUAUUGUUUCUCUUCAUUUAUUUAAUAUGGAUAAACCUUUAUUAGUGGGGAUGCCAUUUAUAUUGUUUAGAAAUAAUUGUCAAGUUCCAGCUAGAGUUUCUAAGAUUAUUGAAAUAACUAGUGGGAAGAAGAAGAAGAAGUUAUUACAUUUAGUAUCUAAACAAACUGCAAUUGUGGAAAUUACCGUUGAUGAAAAUUCAUCAUUACCAUUAACCAAAUAUUCUGAUAAUAAGAUAUUAGGUAGAAUAGUAAUUAGAAGAGAAGGAGUAACUAUUGGUGCAGGUACAGUUGUUGAUUUCUAA
Messenger RNA from Hemisphaericaspora subhashii, 2334 nucleotides. Its product is annotated as ribosome dissociation factor GTPase. NCBI's taxonomy places the organism in Eukaryota, Fungi, Ascomycota, Pichiomycetes, Serinales, Debaryomycetaceae. Gene Ontology annotation, biological process: translation. Bases 1 to 2334 code for a protein of 777 amino acids. Gene Ontology annotation, molecular function: GTPase activity; GTP binding. The transcript has 2 exons. The record is from RefSeq and is a predicted model, not a curated record.